UUUUCGGAAAGGGUCCUAACAGAAAAUUGUUACGGCAUUGAUAAAAAGGUUAGGUACAAACUGAAACUGAGCAUGCGCUUAUGAUCACUUCUCUUUCCCCGUACCCCGAAACUCCAAUGCUAUUCUAAUUUCCAGUUCGCGUUUGUUGCCCGUGAAGGAUGCCUUCUGCCAACCCUAAACUAGAAAAACAGGCCUCUACGGAGACCGUAGAUCCUAUACGCCAGGCGAUUAUCGUUAUCGAACAUAAGAUACGAAAUCUUGAAAAGCGUAAGGCAAAGUUAGAGUCAUACAGGGAUCUGCAGAAGAAUGGGAGGGAACUAAACGCAGAUCAGAAAACAGCAGUGGUUAAAUAUGAUGAAGUAUUACAAACAUUGGAUAUUACUAAGGAAUUACAUAAACAAAUUGUUGGAAUUGCUCAUGAUGCUGUCAAACAACAAAAGAAAUUGGCAAGAAAAGAGGCUAUUGAAAGAACACAACAGGAUAUUGCAAAGGUGAAAGAAGUUCUUCUUAUACAAGAUGCACUGAUGAACAUGGGAACGGAUUCUGUUAGAGAAGACUUUCUUGCUGGAAAAAACGGUGCAGUGAAAUUAACGGAACAAGACUUAAAGAGUUUGGACAGUCUCUACAAUGAAGUUAUGAUGAAACAUCAUCGAGAGGAAGGUGAACCAACAUUUCUUCAACAAGUACAGAAAGUAGCAGAACAUUAUGUAGCUAUUGUUGAUGGAAAACCAAGAGAAGUUGUUGGUACAACUUAUAACAAAUUGAAAGAAAUUAUCACGUCUAUUAAUCAGUGUGGGUACUUUGAUCAAGUUCAUGAAACUGAAGCUGCAGUAGAGGAAGUUGCAGAAGCAGUUGCUGAAACCCAAAUAUCAGAAACUCCUGCACAGGAACAAGUCAACGAAGAAUAUAAUAGCAAUGACAGGCACAUUCCACCUGAGUCCAUCAUUCCCAUUCCUAAUUUUCCAGUACAAGUUGCUCCUCUCCCAGUUGUUUCUGGCACUACCCCAGUUUCUGGUCCUAUUCCUGUAGUUGCACAACCAAUUCCACCACAUCCAGCAGCGCCGGUUGAAACAUCUUAUUACACAAAUGCUACUGGAUUUGUACCACAACCACAGCAGCAACAACAACAGUCACAACCAGCUCAACAGCAACCACCACAGGCUCCCAGAAUUAAUGAUGUUAUAGGCACGCCGAAUUUCUUUUUUUUGCAAGAAUCUGAACUUGAUUCACCAGAUGUUACAUCUCAAGCACCUAUUGUUUCACACAUUCCUGCUGCUGUGAAUGCACCUAUUCCUUCGCAAACAUUUACAAAUCAAAAUUUUGCAAAUGCACCAGUAGUACCACAACCAGUUAUAUAUCAACAUCAACCACCACAGGAUAUGUCCCACAUUCCUGGAUUUGCUAACCCUAACCCACCUCCACCCAUUCCAAUGCCACCUUCUCAUCAACAACCAAAUAUUCAGUAUAGUCCACAACAUCCUACUAAUUUCCAACAGCAACCACAACAGCAACAACAGCAAACUGUUGCACAACAAAUUUCACAACCGGCACAAACACAAAAUUUUGAGCAUCAACAGGAAAGUCAACAACCACCUAACGAGGAAAAACCUGAGGAAAAUCAAGAAGAAACCCCAGCACCAGAAACAGAAUUAGAACAACCAAGUGAAUCUGUCGAUUGGUGUCAAAUGGCUGAGAGCGGAAAUAUAAACGAUUGGAAUCAGACGGAUCAAUCGCAAUCAUCAACUCAAGAUUCACAACAAACACAACAACAAACAACUCAGCAAGCUUGGGGUGACCAACAGCGUAGUGGAUACAGAGGUAGAGGUGGAAGAAGAGGUAACUCUAAUGGUUACAAUGGAAGAGGCAGGGGUGGUGGUUAUCAACAAAAUGGUCGUGGAGGACAAGGAACUUACUAUCGCAAUGAUAGUAACUAUCAAAAUGGUUACCAACAACGUUCUUGGGGAAACAGCGAAGGAAAUAGUGGUUACAAUUCUGGUUAUAAAAGAGGAGGCGGUGGACCAAGAGGUGGUCCACGAGGCGAGCGUGGUAUAGAUAGAGGUAGUCGAGGACAAUUUCGUGGUCAACGAGGAGGAAAUCGUGGCGGUUACACGCCCCGUGGUAAACCCCACACGCAACAACAAUAAAGAUACGAUAGAGCAAUGCACAGCGAAACAUUAUAAAUAAUACUAUAAUUCAAUUGUCUGUUUAUGAAAAAACCUAAGUCGUAUCUUUAUUCUUAGUAGUACAAUCUGAGAAAACUUGCACAAAGUCGUGAAAUUCUAUAAAUUUUAAUAUGUGGAAUAGCAACUUUAACAUUCUAGAUUAUUGUUUAAGAGUGAGUUUUGUAAAGCACAUGAAAAGAAAAAUGUGGACAAGUAAUUCAUUGUUUUUAUAAAUAUUAAUAACAUUAAAAAAGAGAGUACAUAGAUUUAUAUUGUUUUCAUAUAAAAUUCAUACAAAAAAGAACACAUUUAAUGUGUUUCAUUAUGACUUAGGGUAUUUCCUAAAUUAGACAUUGAAUAACCAAAAUUUUGCAUUUGAAUUUGGUAUCUAUAAUUAUCAAAAGAAAAACCUAUUAAUAUUAAUGGAAAGGUUAUACAUAACAUUGUGAUAUAAAAGAUCAACCAAAUUCAGAAGCGUGAACCCACCAUGCAAGUAUUAUUGUGUUGUGACAGAAGGCAGUUUUCACAGGGCAACAACAGCUGAUCAACAAAGAUUAGAAAAAUAAUUUUAUUAUAAAAAAAAUACAAAAAAAAUGAGAACUCAUACAAGCAUUUCACGCAAAGACAAGACAUAAGAAUGUAUUUAACGAAUAACGUUAAAAUGAUUACACGAAUAGGUGAACUGCACGACCAUCUCUUUGUCUUGCGGCGCAUCGUUCUAGAGAAUUUUUUAAGAUACCAGAAAAAAAAGAGGAUACAGUGAGCAAUGCCUUCUUCUAGUACUAUAUAAGGUGAGUUACUAGAAAACGCUAUCUAAAAUUUUUGACCUGUGGCGUUAAACGAAUAUAUAUAUAUAUAUAUACAUAUAUAUAUAAUAAAAUUUGUUGUGUUCACGUCAUUUAAAUAUUUGUAUCAAACGAAUCCAUUAAUGCAUGAUAAAUUUAGUUACAAUAUUUUCGUUUAAUGUCAACGAAUCAAAAGUUACUUUAGGUAGUAGUUUUCGAUUAACUUACCCUGUAUAUGUUCUUAACUUCAUAUUCCAUUUUUGGUCUAUGAAUCUGUGAAACAUUUAGAGAAUUAAGGUUGUCGAGAUUUAGUAGUUUGAGGAAAAUAAAAGGUUUACGUAAUAUAUGAAUUUCUAAAAACGUUUUUUCAUUGCUUCGGAUUACAUCGCUCCCUCUUCUAUUUUUUCUGAAUGAUUUCAAAAUUCUUCACGGUCGCCUCGCAGCUGGCCAAGUAAAAGAGAUUGCAGUGCAAUUUCAAGUUUAUGAAGCAACAUUACCUGAUUUUUUUUAUCGCAAAAUAUAUAUGAUUAUUUUUAAAAAAAAAAAAAAAGAGAAGCGAUAGUGCGGAUGCUUUAGCAUAUAAGUCGAGUGUACAAUUAUUGACUAGAUGCAAAGAAGGCGUAUUUGAAUAGUGCGCCAAUGACAAAAAGCUAUACUCACACCGCCAAACACACGAUGAGGAGUACCGUAUUGUAUUUUGUUUGUACAUUUGUGUUUAAUCACCUCCAUCUACAGUUAUGUUCAAUUAUCCUAUGAAUACCUAUGUAUCUUCCAAAUAAAGAUCUAAUUCAACCCUGCUAACUA
Messenger RNA from Megachile rotundata (alfalfa leafcutting bee), 3751 nucleotides. It is a transcript of the gene Capr, whose product is annotated as caprin family member. Gene Ontology annotation, molecular function: RNA binding. Gene Ontology annotation, cellular component: cytoplasm. NCBI's taxonomy places the organism in Eukaryota, Metazoa, Arthropoda, Insecta, Hymenoptera, Megachilidae. The record is from RefSeq and is a predicted model, not a curated record.